Messenger RNA from Patiria miniata (bat star), 1533 nucleotides. RefSeq lists its product as uncharacterized. The record is from RefSeq and is a predicted model, not a curated record. The transcript is spliced from 4 exons. Bases 188 to 745 code for a protein of 185 amino acids. Lineage: Eukaryota; Metazoa; Echinodermata; Asteroidea; Valvatida; Asterinidae.
AGAGGAAUGCCCAGACAACUGGGCUCUGCUCAAGGAACGCUGUUACAACGUAAAUUCGGCCAAUGGUACGGAGCUGUCUUGGCAGGCGGCGAGACAAAAGUGCCUGGCGUUCGGCGGGGACCUUGUGGUUGUGAACACCGGGGAAGAGUACAACAAUCUGGUCGCCCUGGCCCAGUCGGUCGGGCUGAUGGCCGGUACCUGGCUCGGCUGUGCGUCGCUGCUUGGCGCCGAGACACGCUACCAGUGCCCCGCAGACGACAGUGUUUUCUACAAUAGGCCCGGUAAUUUCUCCGGGUUCUGGGAUUGGCCUCAGGCUGUGUUCGAUGACUCCAAUUCUCUACAAGUCAGUUAUUGCCUGUUUAUGGAAGGUCCAACAGACCAAUAUACCGUCACCAAGGCACUGUGCAAGAGCACUCGCGAUGGGCAGGUGAUGUGCGAACGAGCCCUUCAGGCCACAACAGCGACCCCGGCGCCUGUUGAAAACUCUGCCAAGGUGUGUUAUGUUCUGGGAGAGCCAGACCCCGACUCCGACGACCAGCCGCGUCACCGCUGGUUCGUGCCCCAGCCGGACCCGUGUGCCUGCACCGAGGUGCGGAUGGGAGGCCUGAACGCCCGGCCGGUGGCCAAACCCUUCGCGGUGCAGUUCAUGGAUUCUGUCCUGGUGAGCGAGGAUCAGGAGGAGAUUAGCAGCUGGCUGGGAUGUGGCGGGAUGACUGCAGAUGAUGUCACUCAAGAGCCAAUCUAACAUCUUUUCCAAGCUCCGAUCAGCCAGAUCAAGAAGAGAUCUGAGUGUAAGAUAUUGUCGACAACUGGUUGGGAUCACCAUUCAAAACUGUGGGAAAUUCUCCCAGUGUAAAUCAUGGUUAAAUUCUAUAGCGAAGUGAUGUUGAAACAAUCAUAAUGAGAAUUGUAUUCAUCAUCCUUGCCGGCCACAGUAAUCUUACUUUCGUGCGUCGCAAGAUGUUACCCUGGCAAACAGAGUCCACAUAAUUAUUUACUGGUUAUCACGACGUAAAAGAGUAGGAAUAUACCGUGGCUAGCGAGGAUGUGUAUUCUUAUUAAGUCAUUUCGAGAAUUGCAAAGAAAAGCUUUUCUCCUAUAAUUAAAAAAAAAUGAGUCCAAGUCGUGUUCUUGGGAUAAAUGUAAUCUUAAUUGCACCUAUUAUACCGGUAAUUAAUAUAGUCAUUUUCUUUUCAAUAACUUGACUACUUAAUUCAAUAGACAAUUUCGAUGUAAGUCUAAAAAAAAGACAUGAGACUAUUCACUUCUGUAACAUGGAGAUAAUUUCAUAAUUUUAACAUUUCUAAUGAACAGUUUGCUAUUGUCGAGUUUUGAGAUGCCCGUGCUGUUUCGAGUUUCACUCCGCAACACUAGCAACACAAAACUUAUCAACUUUACAAUGAGAAAUCAACUCAUAUCGGCCAAACGUUUAGUUAUGGAAUAAUUUAUUUACUAAUUUCGAAUAUGCAGUACAGGGUGUGUCAAAAAGAAAGCGACCCGGAUUUAAUGGUUUUGGUCUUAGAAAACAAUCAA